This is a messenger RNA of Sander lucioperca (pikeperch), 1406 nucleotides long. RefSeq names its product chromosome 9 C14orf119 homolog (gene c9h14orf119). The coding region runs from base 307 to 915 and encodes 202 amino acids. The transcript is spliced from 2 exons. The record is from RefSeq and is a predicted model, not a curated record. Lineage: Eukaryota; Metazoa; Chordata; Actinopteri; Perciformes; Percidae.
GAUUAGUAGUGCGAUUCUCGUCCUCUCGUCUCCUUCGGCAACGCUGCACUUCAAAUAUGCCGACAAUAAGGUGAUUAACGUUUAAAAAAAUGAUGGGUACUCGCAACCAUUUAUGUUAAGAGCAGUUACUUGCGACGAAGUGUCUAAAUUAAGACACCUACAGUAUUGUUGCAAAUAGGCUAAAUAAGCUAAGCUACAUGAUAACGUUACCCGGACCAGAGCAGUCUCUCUGUGCUGAUCUGUUUAACUUACAGCAGAGGAAUAGCUCGCUUUCCUCAGGCUGAAACAAACCGGUUUUUACCAAAGAUGUCGUGGUUCAAUCAUGUCAGUCAAGGCUUAAAUCAACAGCAGCAGCCCACAGACGGCCACAGACUCACGGCCACUGACAUGCUGUCUAGCACUCACAACUCCAGGCUCAGAGGUCCGACAGAGGGAUCACCGACCAUGGCAACACAACACUGGAACGGCUACUCCACUCCCAGCCCGGAGGACUUUCCAUCAGCUUCACAUGGUGUAGUCAGCCCUCCCAGCCUGGGGAACCUGUCCUGCGCUUCUCCGAGUGCAGCUAAGAUGAGAGAGCUGGAGCCCAUCUCAUAUGUAAGCCUCCAGGAGCAGCGGUGUGUCCUGAGCUGGUUCCAGGGCUGGAACGCCACUCAGAGGGAGCGAUUCUUGCAGGACCUUCUGGGGAAAGCUGUACCUGGAAAAGUGUGCACCCUCCUAGAUUCACUCAGUACUCUUCAGGUUAAAGACAGACUACCAAACAUCUUUGAAUGCCAGGUGCGCCUGUGGACCCAGUGGUUUGAGUCUUGGAGAGAAGAGGAGAGGAAUCAUUUCCUGCACAUACUGGAAGAGCGGGAUCCAGUUUUCGUUGCCCACUUUUACAGGAGUGUAGCCGGUACAGCAGGAAGAGACUGAGCAAUGUUUGCAUUGUGAUGAAAAAGCAAGUGAUUAAAACAACAUGUUAAAGAGGUGACGUGUGGUGGGAAAUGUGUAUUAGGUCUGAGAUAAUUCUCUUCAGAGAAAUGUUUGUGUCACUGUGAUGGUAUUUAUUGUUGAAGGUAAACCAUUUCAUUGUAAGAACACAAGUAUUCAUUCAAUAUAAGCUGUUUUUAUUAAGUUUCCUACACCGGUUUCUCCAGGGCUAUAUCGCACAUUAUACCACUUUUUUUUUUUUUUUUUUUAUUUAUUUUAUUUUUUAAAGAAAUUUCAUAAUGCUUUUAUCAUGGAUGAAUCUCUGCCAUCUAGUGACCCAAUGGUGUGAACAUGAAAUAAACAGGUUUAAUAUCUGGCUGUAACAAUUAAACUUACAGGGUACAUUUUUCAGAACUGGGCCUAGUGAUUGAAACACCUGGGCAAGAGGACACAUUCUUUUUAAAACAGACAAAUAAACAAAAUGCAUCAUUGUA